CCUAGGUCCAAUCCAUUGUGCACGCACGCGGGAACUGGCCUGGUUUCUCCUGCAAAGAUAUUGAGCUAAUUCAACGUCACGAGACCGUGUGAGUGGCUGCCAUGGGCGACACUCUUGAGUUCAAUGAGAUUUAUCAAGAGGUCAAGGGGUCAUGGAACGAUGGGCGUCUUCGCUUCAGCAAACAGAACGUGGUGUACAAGAGCAACAAGACGGGGAAAGUGGACAGCAUCACCGCCACUGAGCUCACACAGGCCCAGUGGAGGCGGGUCUGCCUGGGUCACGGCAUCAAACUCUGCACCAGCGGCGGGCACAUCUACAAAUACGACGGCUUCAGGGACGCGGACUUUGAGAAAAUCUCGGACUACUUCAAGGCCAACUACAAGGUGGAACUCACAGAGAAAGACCUGUGUGUGAAGGGGUGGAACUGGGGCACUGCCAAAUUCAACGGUCCUCUUUUGUCAUUUGAAGUGAAUGACAACCCUGCAUUUGAGAUUCCACUCUCCAGCGUAUCCCAGUGUGCCACGGGAAAGAACGAGGUCACUCUGGAGUUUCAUCAGAACGAUGACACGGAGGUUUCCCUCAUGGAGGUACGCUUCUACGUGCCCCCCACGCCGGGAGACGAAGGCUCAGAUCCAGUGGAGGCUUUUGCACAGAAUGUGCUGUCUAAGGCUGACGUGAUCCAGGCCACAGGGGACGCUGUGUGUAUCUUCAGAGAACUGCAGUGUCUCACACCUAGGGGCAGGUAUGACAUCCGAAUCUACCCCACGUUCCUGCAUCUUCACGGCAAGACCUUCGACUACAAGAUCCCCUACACCACAGUACUGCGUCUUUUCCUGCUCCCCCACAAAGACCAGAGGCAGAUGUUUUUCGUGAUCAGUCUGGAUCCCCCCAUUAAACAGGGACAGACACGUUACCACUUCCUCAUCCUUCUGUUUUCCAAAGAAGAGGAUAUCAACCUCACCCUCAACAUGAGCGAGGAGGAGGUGGAGCGGCGUUUUGAGGGUAAACUGAAUAAGAACAUGUCUGGUUCUCUCUAUGAGAUGGUGAGCAGAGUAAUGAAGGCUCUUGUCAACAGGAAGAUCACAGUGCCUGGAAACUUUCAGGGUCACUCAGGUGCUCAGUGUAUUACCUGUUCGUAUAAGGCCAGCUCAGGUCUGCUGUAUCCUCUGGAGAGGGGGUUCAUUUACGUACACAAGCCCCCCGUGCAUCUCCGCUUUGAGGAGAUUUCCUACGUCAACUUCGCCCGCGGCACCACCACCACGCGCUCCUUCGACUUCGAGAUCGAGACCAAGCAGGGUAACCAGUACACCUUCAGCAGCAUCGAGAGAGAGGAAUACGGGAAACUAUUCGAUUUUGUCAAUGCCAAGAAACUGAGUAUCAAGAACAGGGGAUUCAAAGAGAAAAAGGGCAUGAAGGGCGAUGACGACAUGUACAGCGACUCGGAUGACGACCAGCACGAUGCUUACCUGGAACGCAUGAAGCAGGAGGGCAAGAUCCGCGAGGAGGCCAAUGAUAGCGAUGAUUCUGAAGGCGAAAGCGAUGAAUCGUUCAACCCCGGUGAGGAAGACGACGACAUAGCAGAGGAGUACGACAGUAAAGCGUCUGCCAGUGACAGCAGUGCAGACGAAGCAGACAGCGAUGAGGACAGAAAGAGGAAACCGGCAAAGAAAGCUAAAGUGGUGAAAGAGAAAAAGCCACGGAAGAAGGAGAAAAAGGUGAAAGACAGCGGUGCUCCCAAAAGGCCUAUGAGCGCCUACAUGCUGUGGUUAAACUCCAGCCGCGAGCGGAUCAAAGCGGAUAACCCCGGAAUAUCUGUCACGGAGAUCUCCAAAAAGGCCGGAGAGAUGUGGAAACAACUGAGUAAAGAAAAGAAGGAGGAGUGGGAAGGAAAAGCAGAGGAGGCGAAGAGAGACUAUGAGCGAGCAAUGAAGGAGUACAGAGAGAGCGGAGGAGGCUCUUCAGGCACCUCCAAAAAAGAGAGGAAGAAGAAGGGGAGGAAGAUUGAGGAGAAGAAGAGGAAAUCAAGCGGAGGUCGUGAGAAAGAGAGGGACAGGGGAGCUGGUGGAGACAGUUUUAAGAGCAGAGAGUUUAUCUCCAGUGAGGAGAGCUCUUCAGAGUCAGACAGAGGCAAAGGACGCAAACGCAAGGGCUCCGACGAUGAAGAGGAGGAGGUGGCCAGUACUCCACCGAGCUCUGAAGAGUCUGGAUCAGACUGAACACGAGGGAGAGAGAGAGAGGGACAGAGAGAGUGUGAGAGACAGAGAGAGAGUGAGAGAGAGAGAGUGAGAGAG
This is a messenger RNA of Chanos chanos (milkfish), 2291 nucleotides long. RefSeq names its product structure specific recognition protein 1b (gene ssrp1b). Gene Ontology annotation, cellular component: nucleus; FACT complex. Bases 102 to 2216 code for a protein of 704 amino acids. Gene Ontology annotation, biological process: regulation of chromatin organization. Lineage: Eukaryota; Metazoa; Chordata; Actinopteri; Gonorynchiformes; Chanidae. Gene Ontology annotation, molecular function: histone binding; DNA binding; nucleosome binding. The record is from RefSeq and is a predicted model, not a curated record. The transcript has 19 exons.